Messenger RNA from Misgurnus anguillicaudatus (oriental weatherfish), 1731 nucleotides. It is a transcript of the gene cldn23.1, whose product is annotated as claudin 23.1. The record is from RefSeq and is a predicted model, not a curated record. Gene Ontology annotation, molecular function: structural molecule activity. NCBI's taxonomy places the organism in Eukaryota, Metazoa, Chordata, Actinopteri, Cypriniformes, Cobitidae. Gene Ontology annotation, cellular component: membrane; bicellular tight junction.
AUGAGAACUCCAGGGAUCCUAAUAUUCGGCUUGGUCAUGGCACCCUGUGGAUGGAUCCUGGACCUGACCAGCACAGUCGCACCCAACUGGCGCACCAUUAACAACCUUGCAAAUUCAGCUACAGACCUGGUGGUGGAGCAGGGAAUUUGGGACAUCUGCAACACCUUUACAACAUCAAGAACACAACAGUGUAACCUUAGAAGCAAUGACCAAACAUAUUUUAACAAUCAGAUAAUAUCGAUUGCUCAAGGAAUGAUGAUCGCGUCCUUGAUUGUAACUGCGAUUGGUCUGGCUGUGGCAAUUCCUGGGGUCAGAUGCUGGAAAGACAAACCCAGAUGGAUACUGGCUGCCUUUGGUGGUCUCCUUAUCUUCUGCUCUGGAGUUCUGGCCAUCAUUCCCAUUGCAUGGUACACCUACCUGCUAACCAGCCUCAACUCCACCUCAAUUAAAAGAGAUCCGGCAAAACCAGAUGACAUUCGUGUGGGAUACUGUAUUGUUCUGGGCUACAUUGGAGGUAUCAUGGAGAUCCUUGGGGGCUUUGUGAUGUUUCUUGGGAUAAUCUCCUGCUGUGGAGGUCGGAACCGUGGAGAAAAGCCUCAAACCAAUGCAGGCAGAGCAACAUUUAGACCAAGGCCUGUCCCGAGGGUCAACCUACCUAGAAGCUACAAUGUAGGCAGUGAAAGAAGCAGUGUACCAUACUCUAAAAAGUCACUGGACGAUGACCUGGACUUCCCACGAGCUAAAACUCAAGACAGGGGGUCCGUCAACACAUCAUACACUGGCAGACCUUACGACGCUGAUCUGUAAAAUUACACACCUAAUGAUACAUUAUUUGACUGUGUGUACCAUAGGAAUUAACAUAUAAGACUUGAUGGCUGUUUAAACAAUUUGUGUGAACACACUUCACUGAAAAAAAUCUCUGAUUGCACAUGAUUGAAUUAGGUUUUCUUAAAAUGAUUUUCUCUUAAAAAAAUGGUUGGAUCUACCUAAUUUAAUAAUGUACACCAGUUCAACAGUAUUGAAUCAAGUUUUCUUAAAAUUAUAUUAAUUUUAAUUAAUGGUAAUUUUAUUUUACGAAAACCUAAUUUUAUUAUGUGCAACCAAUGUCCAGAAGUUUUUUUUAGUGUAGGUACACGACUUAAACAACUUGAUGCACCUGUCUUUUUCCUACUAUUGCAAGUCAUUCAUUGUCUCUGAAGUUGGACUUUCAAAAAAAAAAAGAGGGUUUUAGCUUGGAAUUUUUGAAUAUGACCCCAGUUAAGAGAACACUCAGAGUAAUUUUACAAUAAUGCAGCAAGUCUUUUAUAAAGUUUAAAUACAAAUAAUUGUGCAAUAUUUUCUUCUCUGUGUAAAUAAAACAUAUUUGUUUUUAAAGGACACUAACAUGUAAUACAACCUAAACAUAGUCAUACGGUUAAGAUGACUGAACCUUAGUCAUGUGGCAUAACCAGUAAUACAGGUUGUUUUAGUGUUUUCUAAAAAGCCUUGUUGAAUGUAAGCCAUGUUUGAACUAGCAGGUGAUCCAUUAGCCAUAUGAACUGAACUUUAUCAUCAAAAUGUGUUAUGGUAGACUCUGGGCAUGAAGUUUUGUGUAAAUUAAGUCAUUCUAAAACCAUAUAAAAUAAUUUUCAGAUAAAUGAAUAAGAUCAUAUUAUAUUUUUCCGCUGUUUGGAUCAACAGGUUUGUGUGCUUUUUGAAUGGUUAAUAAUUUUUGAUCUCUUUGUAACUUUC